This is a messenger RNA of Papaver somniferum (opium poppy), 687 nucleotides long. RefSeq names its product zinc finger BED domain-containing protein RICESLEEPER 3-like. The record is from RefSeq and is a predicted model, not a curated record. Gene Ontology annotation, molecular function: protein dimerization activity. The transcript has 4 exons. NCBI's taxonomy places the organism in Eukaryota, Viridiplantae, Streptophyta, Magnoliopsida, Ranunculales, Papaveraceae. Bases 202 to 687 code for a protein of 161 amino acids.
AACAAAUUAGGGCUCUUCUACCCUUCAUCUCCUCAUACAUUAACACAAAGCAGGAAAAUGUCUCUUAAAGCUUCCAAUCAGUUGGAACCUCAAGGUCAAACACUCAAUCAAAUUCCUCACAAUCAAAAUUACAAGAAGAACAAAGUGUUUAGUGUUCAGCAAUUGCUUCAACUCCUGUGAGUAGGAAAUUACCAGAACCAGAUGGAAACAAUGAUCCCAUGUCUUCUUGGAAAAACUGGGGUGAAGCAGGUUGUCAUAAAAAGUACAUGCCAUCAUUGUAAAAAUGUAAUUGAAGCAGCAAGUGCAAAAGGAGCUAGCCGCUUGGCUGCUCAUCUAAAGAUCUGCCCCAAGAAAGAAGAAGCCAGGACAGAUGAAGAUUUCUACUGCAAUGAAAACAGCAGAUCUAUUAUGGAUGUAGGCAACUCAAGUAUAACUGACCUUGAGCAUGAUGAGUUUAUGAUUCAAAACAUUGAAUUUGAGGUUCAGAAGUCUGAGUUGGAGAAGUAUUUAGAAGAACCAUUGCUUAACAAAGGCUCACCCAAAGAUGAGUUUAACUUUGAUAUAUUGAGUUGGUGGAAGCUAAAUGCCCCUGAGUACCCAACUCUGUCUAAGAUCAAGAGAUGUAUAGCGGAUUUUAUCGGAGUAAAAUCCGAUAUCCGGUUGCUUAUUGUAACGGAAUCGGAUUAA